Messenger RNA from Sinocyclocheilus rhinocerous, 1000 nucleotides. Its product is annotated as Krueppel-like factor 8. The transcript has 6 exons. The record is from RefSeq and is a predicted model, not a curated record. Bases 35 to 1000 code for a protein of 321 amino acids. NCBI's taxonomy places the organism in Eukaryota, Metazoa, Chordata, Actinopteri, Cypriniformes, Cyprinidae.
AGAAGAGCGCAGUGUUAUUUUCGUCUGUAUUUAGAUGUGGGGGAAAUCCAUCAAACGCUGUGCCAUUCCUGGCUGUAGGAUCGAGCCCGUGUCUCUGCACAGCCUCCCAAAAGAUCCCAGCAUCAGAAACGAAUGGCUAAAGUUUCUCUUUACCGAGUUUAAUGCAGGCUAUGCAAGUAAACUCUUACUGAAGGAAGGGAGAGUGCCGACUAUAUUGGACCCGACACCAAACCCGCGAUCCUGUCAGACGAGUCCGAAGAAAUCCACUGCAGCCACCUCUGAGCCUGUUGAGGAGAUGCCAUCCAUACAAAUCAAGCCGGAGCCAGAGGAGGUGGAGUGUAUGGUGAAACAAGAGCCGUUAGACGAUUGUCCCGAGCCUACAGACCUCAAAAUCAAAUCCUCGCCCCCUCCGCUCCGUGACAUCAGCACCCAACACAACGAUGACGACCAGACGGAACCCGUGGACCUGUCCCUCAACAAGCCCCGCCCCUCCUUUCCGGUAGCCAUAGCAACCUCCACCCCUGCGAACCCGCCUCCUCAGAACAUCAUGGCGAGCGCCACCAUCCCGGCGGUGCUGUCGCCGGGCUCCAUCCUGGCGUCCACGCAAGGGGUCGGAGGUCAGCAGAUCCUGCAUGUCAUCCACACCAUACCCUCCGUGAACAUGCCCAGUAAAAUGGGGCAGCUGCAGACCAUCCCAGUGGUGGUGCAGUCCUUACCGGUGGUCUACACAACCGUAGCCACAGACGGAGUGGCUACCGCCACCAUCACAGUACCUCUCAUCGGAAGCGACGGCCGGUCGGAGGGGUCAGUGCGUAUAAAGCCUGGCUCAACCUCUCCAGUCGAGUAUCAGUCUGACAGUGAUGCUGAGAGCGGCACAGAGUCUGGAUCGGCCUCUUUCAGCACACAAGGGAUGGAACCCAGUAUGAAUACAGAUGUGGACAUCCAAGUUGACCCUGACUCACCAGACAUGAAGAGAAGGCGUGCACCUAGUUCACAGUGA